AUGCUCCUCGGUUUUGGCGGUUUUUCCAUCGUUUUAGCCGUACUGCACAACGCCGUCCGAAAGUAUAUCUACCACGAUGAGCACAACCUUGAUACAACCUUUGACGCCGGCGGUAAUGUCAGUCUAAGUCUGACAGCAGUUACGGUUGCCUCUCAGCUUUUCUGGCCAGGUGAUAUCCUACAUAGCGCCACACUCGCCACUAAGAAUGGUGUGGCGGGUCCGUUUUGGUAUGCGGUUGGAAUCAUGUUCAACAUCUUCAUUUUUCCCAUGCUCUCUGUGCAUUUUAAAACCCGGGCUCCGGGUGCCAAGACAUAUCUUCAGGUCAUGUACGCCCGUUAUGGCCGUGCCACUCAUGCUGUAUUUUGUUGUUUCGCCCUUCUCACAAACCUGGUUAUCACCAUCGGAGUCAUCAUGGCUGGACAGGCCACCAUUAAAUCGUUGACCAAGGACGCCUCGGACGAAUUUACCGUCAUCAUUAUGGCUACACUGUUCGGCUCCUACUCUUUGAUCGGGGGACUCGGGACGACCUUCUACGUGUCCUACUUCAACGCUUGCCUCGUUUUCGUUCUCCUUAUCGUCUUUGUCGCCAAAAUUUUCCAUAUGGGCGAUGAAAGAUAUUCAACAAUUGGCAAUAUGGACACGAUGUAUAGCGCCAUCAUGUGUGUUAAGGUUCGUUCAGUUUUUUCCUUUUUUUUUUCUUUUUCUUUUCUUCCUUUUUCCUGUUUCUCUUCUUUCUUUUCUCGCUCUACUCUUACUGCCACAUCGCUCUACUGCUUAACUUACUGUUUUUCUAAUUCCGCCUCUCACGUGAUAUCGCUUUCUUCUUCUUUCUUUUUCAUUUUCUUUCAAUUCCUGUUAUUCCUACAUCCAGUUUUCCUUCCUUCUUUUCUUCGUCUUCCGAUUCCAAUUCUUUACUUUUUUUUCCUUUUUUCGUUUUUUCUUUAUGCUUUCUUUUUAAUCAUUUCUACCCCUCUUUCACCCCCUCAACCAGUUUUCCAUCCUUCUAUCCGUCUUUUCUUCUUCCUCCGAGCUUUCUUCAAUUUUUCUUAUUCUUCUUCUUGUUCUCCCGCUUUCUUCUCCAUACUUUCUUUUUCAUCUUUCUACUCCUCUUCUCCUUCCUCUUUUUUCUCUGUUCGCCCCCAUCCACUUUUCCUUCCUUCUAUUUUUCUUCCUCCGAUCUCUCUUUUCAGUUUCUUCUUCUUCUUCUUCUUCUUCUUCUUCUUCUUCUUCUUCUUCUUCUUCUUCUUCUUCAAACAUUUUCAUCUUCUUUCUACGCCUCCCUUUCCCCAUCCACUUUUCCUUCAUUUCAUCCUUAUUUUCUUCUUCCUCCGAACCUUCUUUAAAUUUUUCUUAUUCCUCUUCUCGUUAUCACGAUUUUUUCUUCGUCAUUUUUUUUCAUCUUUCUACUCCCUUUUUCUCCAUUUUCCUCUCUUCUUUUCUUCUUCCUUUGAUCCUUUUUAUUCAAAUUUUUCAUUAUUCCUCUUCUCGUCCUCCCGCCUUCUUCAUCAUACUUUCUUUUACAUCUUCUCUCCUCUUUUUUUCCAUCCAUUUUUCCUUCAUUCUAUACUUUUCAUCUUUCUCGGAUUCUUCUUCUUCAUUUUUUCUUAUUUUCUUCCCCCUUUCUUUUCCUUUCUUCUUUCUUUCUUUUCCCCUUCCUCCGAUCCUCCUUCUUCAAUUUUUUAUUAUUCCACUUUUUGUUCUCCAGUUUUCCCUCCAUAUUUUCUUUUACAUCUUCUUUCUGCUACCUUUCUGCUACUCCAUCAAUUUUUCCUUCAUUCUUUUUUUUCCUCCGAUCCUUCUUUAAAUCUUUCUUAUCCUCUUCUCGUUCAUCCGCUUUUUUUCUUCGUACUUUCUUUUUCUACAUUUUUCCUUCCUAAUAUCCUCCUUCCUUCGAUUUUUCUUGAAAUCUUCGUUUUUAUCUUCUUCUUCCUCCUCUCGUUCUACUUCUUUUUUCCUUCUUCAGCUUUAUUCUCCUUUUUAUCAUCUACUUUUCCUUCCUCCUCUUAG
Molecule: messenger RNA, 2007 nt
Organism: Acanthosepion pharaonis
Lineage: Eukaryota; Metazoa; Mollusca; Cephalopoda; Sepiida; Sepiidae
Source: the annotation of a GenBank genome assembly